Molecule: messenger RNA, 819 nt
Organism: Naegleria fowleri
Lineage: Eukaryota; Heterolobosea; Eutetramitea; Acrasida; Naegleriidae
Exons: 6
Coding region: 1-819 (272 amino acids)
Biological process (GO): cellular response to calcium ion
Cellular component (GO): plasma membrane
Molecular function (GO): calcium-dependent phospholipid binding
Source: RefSeq, a predicted model, not a curated record
AUGCAAACCACGCCUUACCCUAUGAACUCACAACUCGCGCAACCAUCCACGAUGAUGAUGAUGAUGAACGGUCCACCUCCUCCGCAAUGCUCAUCCAAAGUAGAGUUGCACAUAUCGUGUCGUAAUUUGAGGAAUAUGGAUGUUUUGAGCAAGUCUGAUCCGAGAGUAUUGGUAUAUAUUGGAUUUCCUCAAAAUAAUCCACAGUUUACUUGGAGAUUAUUGGGAGAGACCGAAACGGUGAAGGAUAAUUUAAAUCCAAACUUUGUGAAAUCUUUUGUUUUGGAUUAUUUCUUUGAAGAAACUCAACCUUUGAAAUUUGCUUGCUAUGACAUUGAUAAUUCUACGACGACACUCAAUGAUGAUGAUUUUAUUGGAGAAAUGACCACCACAUUGGGUGAAAUUUACAUCCCGAGGAACAAUUAUUGUCAGUGCAGAGAAAUUAAUUCAAAUGUGACUGAUGAUGUCGAAAUUCAAUUGGCUGGAGUUUCUUUGGCAAAGAUGGACCUUUUCGGAAAGUCGGAUCCAUAUUUCAUCAUUGAAAAGCUGCACAGUGGUCAAUAUCUUAAUGUUUUUCAAUCGGAAACCAUCAUGAACACACUCAACCCACUGUGGAAACCUUUCAGAAUCCCAUUAGCAAAGUUGUGCAAUGGUGACGUUAUGAGACCUCUGAAAAUUAGCGUCUAUGAUUAUGAUAAAUUCUCUCAACCAGAUUUCAUUGGAGACUGUGAAACAAAUCUAGACUCCAUCAUGAAAGGCACUCUUUCUCUAAAAUUGGUAAACAAGAACAAGAAAAAGGCAAAGAACACACCGGAGAUUUAG